Molecule: messenger RNA, 588 nt
Organism: Chrysochloris asiatica (Cape golden mole)
Lineage: Eukaryota; Metazoa; Chordata; Mammalia; Afrosoricida; Chrysochloridae
Product: leukotriene-B(4) omega-hydroxylase 2-like
Exons: 5
Coding region: 1-588 (195 amino acids)
Molecular function (GO): iron ion binding; oxidoreductase activity, acting on paired donors, with incorporation or reduction of molecular oxygen; monooxygenase activity
Source: RefSeq, a predicted model, not a curated record
AUGCCAGUUCCUGUGGCCCCACUGGCUCUUUGGGCACGCCCGCCCUCCAAAAGGAUCCACUCAAGCCCCAUGCUCCAAGCUCAGCAAUGGGCAGGCACAGUCCCGGAGUGGGAGCCGAGUGCAGGCAAGAGCAGGGAUGACCUGGCCCAGCUGCCCUUCCUGACCAUGUGCAUCAAGGAAAGUCUGCAGAUACAUCCUCCAGUCACUGUUAUCUCUCGCUGCUGUACCCAGGACAUAGGGCUUCCGGAUGGCCGGGUCAUCCCCAAAGGGAACACCUGUGUCAUUAGUAUCUUCGGGAUUCAUCACAAUCCUUCAGUCUGUCCUGAGCCUGAGGUACUGCCCUUCUCCAUUCUCCAUCUAGGGAUCCAGAAGAGGUCACCCCUGGCUUUUAUUCCUUUCUCUGCAGGACCCAGGAACUGCAUCGGGCAGACGUUCGCUAUGGCUGAGAUGAAGGUGGUUCUGACGCUGACGCUGCUGCGUUUCCGAGUGCUGCCUGACCACGUAGAGCCGUGGCGGAAACCUGAGCUGAUCCUGCGCGCUGAGGGCGGGCUGUGGCUGCGGGUGGAGCCGUUGGGUGCCAGCAAAUAA